This is a messenger RNA of Rhipicephalus sanguineus (brown dog tick), 4263 nucleotides long. RefSeq names its product phosphatidate cytidylyltransferase, photoreceptor-specific (gene Cds). The transcript is spliced from 11 exons. Gene Ontology annotation, molecular function: phosphatidate cytidylyltransferase activity. Gene Ontology annotation, cellular component: endoplasmic reticulum membrane. Bases 228 to 1553 code for a protein of 441 amino acids. The record is from RefSeq and is a predicted model, not a curated record. NCBI's taxonomy places the organism in Eukaryota, Metazoa, Arthropoda, Arachnida, Ixodida, Ixodidae.
AACCAGCCAGCUUGCCUCAGCUGCUCGAGUGCUGGGCAUGCGUGCUGGCGCCCUAGCUUUGGAAUCGUUGCGGUAAAACGGAUCGAUGCAAACAAACAGAGAGCUGCGGUGCUGGUUCCGAGCGCUUAUUCUUCGCUUCGCAGGGCCCAGGGAAGUUUAAUAAUUACGAAAAAGGCACGACAUAGCAACAGUCUACAGAGAAACAAGUGCCGCGUACGCAGCCAACCAUGUCCGAGCUUCGGAAGAGAGCCACGGAUCCCGAGCAGAAAGAAUCGAAGGAGCAUGCAGUCGACUCGGAUGACGAAAAACUACCCGAGGAAGGCCAAGUAGACAACCUGACGAAAGACCUGCCUCAAGCGACUGACGAAACCACAGCUGUUUUGGACAAUUACUUGAGCGGCCUCUCGAAAAGAUGGAGAAACUGGGUCGUCAGAGGAAUCUUCACGCUGCUCAUGAUGUCAUUUUUCGCACUGGUCAUUUGGAUGGGACCUUUGGCUCUAAUGAUUCUAACGCUAGCAAUCCAAGUGAAGUGCUUCCAGGAGAUUAUUGCCAUUGGCUAUGCUGUCUACCGAGUGCAUGGGCUUCCUUGGUUUCGCUCUCUGUCCUGGUACUUCCUCGUGACAACAAACUACUUUCUAUAUGGAGAAAGUCUUGUGGAUUACUUUGGUGUUCUUAUCAGUCGAACGGACUCACUGAAGCCACUUGUGCGCUACCACCGCUUCAUUUCAUUUUGCCUGUACUUGAUGGGCUUCAUCUGGUUCGUGUUGAGCCUUGUAAAGAAAUAUUACAUGCGCCAAUUCUCUUUGUUUGCCUGGACACAUGUGACAUUGGUCCUCAUCGUGACCCAAUCAUACUUUCUCAUUCAAAACAUCUUCGAAGGUUUGAUCUGGUUCAUAGCUCCAGUGUCAAUGAUUGUCUGCAAUGACGUGAUGGCCUACAUGUUUGGCUUCUUCUUUGGCCGGACACCAUUGAUCAAGCUUUCACCAAAAAAGACAUGGGAAGGCUUUAUAGGUGGAGGUAUCGCAACUGUCAUCUUUGGCGCUCUUUUGUCACAGUACCUGUGCCAGUUCAAAUACUUUGUCUGUCCAAUUGAAUACUCUGAAGAGUUGGAGCGCAUGACUAUGGACUGUGAACCUUCACCACUGUUCCAACCAACAGAGUAUGGAUUUCCAGGGUGCAUUGAGGCAUUGUGCAAUCUUUUGCAUUUGAAGACUACCAUCACACUCUAUCCUUUCGUACUUCAUUCGUUGAGCUUCUCAUUGUUCAGCUCCAUCAUUGGACCUUUUGGAGGAUUCUUUGCCAGUGGUUUCAAGAGGGCCUUCAAGAUUAAGGACUUUGGGGACAUCAUUCCUGGCCAUGGAGGCAUAAUGGAUCGUUUUGACUGCCAGAUUUUGAUGGCUUCCUUUGUGAAUGUCUACUAUCACAGUUUUAUCAGGGCCCCUAACCAGCAGAAGAUUCUGCAGCAGAUCUACCUGAUGAAGCCAGAAGUACAGCUGCAAAUUUUCAGCAGCUUGCGGGACACACUGCUAGCACGGGGCUUGCUCCCUACCUAAAGGGAGCACCAUCAAGGAAGCAACAGUCGCUACAGAACUAGUCACUCAUGUUGUGGGCAUCACUACCUUGUUCUAUACUUAAGGUUCAUUGCCCUGCCACCCCCUUCCCACACUCUUUCCUGCUUUUUGAAAAUUCACUUUAGUAGAGCUUUCCAGGCUGUUGCGGUUACUCAUAAUUUGAGGAGGAAACCGUCGGCAGUCAAUGCAUUGAUGUGGGAAUAUUGCAUAUUAGCCAAGGUGCAAAGGAAAUCAUGGACCAAAAAGUUGUCAUAUGUGUACUUCAGUCAGAAUAUUUACCUGCAUUUAAAAGGUUCCAAGUUUUAGUUUAAGUGUUUUGUCCUACUAUAUGGCAUCAGUAGUUGGCAUAAUUUGCUCUUAAGUGAAUUCUCCCACUUGUGUAGGCCCUGCAAUGACUAUAAUGGCAACACUACUUGGCAUUUCUUUUGGCUGUGUAUUGCACAGUCCACUUUUUAAAAUGCAAUUACUCAUUUGUCUUGUAGAAACUGUAUGCUACAGCAUAUUCUAUAUAGUUAAUUGUAUGUCUAAUUGUGAUGUGUUUUAGUUCUUUAGUUAGCUGGCAAGUUCUGAAGUUGCAUGAAACCUUGAUGUUCUGAUGUAGUUGGUCAAACGCAUGACUUUGUUGCUUUGACACUGGAUAUGUAACAAAUGUAAAUGCAUCCUUUUCAGACUUUGCCAACGUAACAACCAUUAUACUUGUGAGGAGAUAAAUUUAAGCAACGUGAUGGUGUCCAUACACAGCAUCUUCACUUCUAAUUUGCUUUUACAUAUAAUACUGCAGUAAUGUAAAAUAUGCAGCAUGCUUUUCUUGGAUGCUCAUUAAAGAUUGUUUAGAAAGGAGUUAUACGAUGCCAAAAAGCAUGUGUGUUGUGCUACAGUGUAUUGAGAAAAGAGGCUGUCUCGUUACUGAAUUUGUCAGUAAAAGUACAAGCACAUUUUCUGAAACUUGGAAGCCUUUGUUUGUGUUGUUCAUUUAUGAGCUGUAAUUUCUCAUAUGUAACUGACAUUGUUUUUAUUUGGGUGUUGGGCAGUCUUCGCUACUUCAAGAAAGGUACACAAGCUCCAGGAGGUGCAUGUUGCAGUACAUAGUACUGCUUUUCUGUGAGCCAAUACUUGUUUUGUUAUGCUAUAUGUGCCAAUGUUUCAUGUUUGCUGCAUUCCAGGUCGCUUUAUUUUUUUGGUGCAGUUUUGUGAAGCUUGCAUUGAGCUUGAUGCUUUCGACAUAUCAGUUGCUGUAGAGGUGCACAUUCCUAGUCGAUGAUACACCUCUUGUAGAGGAAAUCAGUUCAAAAGCACACCCCACCUGGAGGAGCUUUGUGCUGGCAGAAGCACUGCAUUUCCCGAUAUCCUUAUUAAGAAAGACAUGAGGCUUAAUGCAUUGCAAAUGAGAUGUGAAUCUGAAACUUUUUUACUUUAUAUUAGUUUAUGUGAUAUGUUAUGAAGAUCUAGAAUAUGUGCAUUAUUGGAAUUAAUGCAUUAAUAACAUUAUUUUUAAUGUGUAAUGAAGGUUUCCAGCUGCAAUUGCUGGCAGUAUUUCUGGAAAGGCACUGCAGUACCUCAUUUCUGUAAGCUAAUUGCUUUGAAAGUCAUUGGCAUGAGUAGGUAGUAGUAAUAACAUAUGGUAGAUGGAAAUGGGCAUUUCCCUUCAUUUGUAUGACACAUGACAGUGCAUACAGUGUCCGUUGCUUUUAUCUUGGGUGUUAUGAUUGUCUUUGUACACAAAUAGACUAAUGCCUCCACUCCUGAUCUUAAAAUAGUAUUAAAUGUUCACCAGCACCGUUCAAGGGUUUUUUCUUUAAGGAUGGCAGCAUUACUACAAGAGGGCAAGUGCAGUACUGUGGACGGACCAGGUCGCCUACUUUGCCAGCCUAACAAGAGCAGGGUGCCUCGCAUAGUAGUACUUCAGAGUCGCAGGAUAUAAAGAAGCACAUACAGGUGUAUCAUCAGUAAAAUGGACCAAGUUUCAGAAAUAUUGACAUUUUUUUUCAUGUGUCAUUAUUUAAUUCUUCCCUGUUCUGCUGCACACCUUGUGGCAUCUUGAAUAUCUAAACGAGUAGUAACUUAUUAUUUAGCUUAAAUUAUUCCUUUAGAAAGUAAAUGGGGGGACUAAUACUAUAGUCGUUGAUAAAAUUUCAGUUACAUUCCUGUUUUAAAUAGUGUGAAAGUAACUAUGAAAACUUAGCACUGGGCCUACAUGCCAUGAUAUGGUCUGUAGCAGUCACUGUUCAAGUACACAGUGUCAAUUUCUUGAACACAUUUGUUACCACUUAAUUAUGAUGCAGCUUACUUCAGUCGUCACAUUGUUUAAUUUCUUCUGCUUCUUAGACCACUUUAAUCUGUUAAUAAUAACAAUGAUAAAUAAUCACACUAGUACAUCACAUUUUGCAUAGAUCUAUCCAAUAUUUUUGAUCUUGGCCCACAUUACCCAUGACACCCUGUAAAUGUUCAUAUACAGUGCAAUGUGAUGCUUGUUCCAUUAUAUAUUCCCAUGUUCAGAUAUUUCAGUGUUGGUGUCCCAGACAGCUGGAGUGCACAGAAAUGUUGGCUGUUUCCAUGUCUUCUACAGUCGUUCUUGUUGCCAUGUUGUUGAUGCACUUUUUCUUAGUGUGGUGUUUGCAUUGACGAAACCUUUGUCUUGGUUGUGAAGUAUUUCCUGCACUUCUGAGGAUCAAAGAUCGUAAUAAAGAGAUAU